AUGGAGUCACUUCAAUUGCAUUCUGACGAAGCAGUGCGAACCAGACCCCAGCGGGAGAUACGGCUACCACAGCAUCUGGAUAACUUUGAAGUUGGAUAUCAACCUUCAGUUACAACCCCUUCUGCAGUCAUAACCCUGCCUGCAUCGACCACUACAGCUGACUCUGGAGAAGCUGCAGUACCCAAACUGGUGGAACUAUCUCCACGUAGAGAGAAACCACACUCACGCCGAAGCUCAGUGUCUUCUCACCACAGCAGGAAAUCCCAAUCCUCAUUCCGCUCACUGUCCAAGGGCUCAGCAGUUGAUGGGCUAUCCGAGCUACAGAGUGCCAGGUUGGAGGAGAGAAUGAAGCGUAUGGAACUAGCAGAAGCACAGAGGCAAGUCAUGGAGCAGACCUUAGUGGACGAACAGUGCCUACUACUGGACAGACAAGCACGAGACGCCCUUAACGAGCAAGAGAUGGCACACAAGGCAAAAGAGGCUAUUUCCAAUCAACAGAUACUGCAACGCCGACUGAAAGAGAAAGAGAUGGAAGUUGAGAGAGCGGCUCUAAUUGCAUCAUUCCUGACCGAAGACGAGAUUACGAGCCCAUGCACCUCGAGGCCCCUGAGUGACUGUGAGUAUAACCCCAAGCUCUUUGAUGGAGCUCUGCCUCUACCACCACACUCACAGGGCCCCCCUGGUCUACUCCAUUCUACUCCCUACCUUCCUGCUCCAUCCCCAGUCACUACUACAGCAGUUUAUCCCCCCGUCUCAAAUAACCCUUCACAAAUGUCUGUGCCUCAAGUCCAAGCCCCUGCUACCACAAGUAUGACUACGCAAUCUACUUACAUCACCAAGCCUCCUCCCCCCAAUCCAGCACCAAACUUUUCUCUACUGCCAUCCCAAGUGCAGUUUCCUGUCCCACUCCCCCAAGCUCGAGUGCAACACGUGCCCCCGCCACAUCUACAGCCAGUGCCAAAGGUUACAAACAACAUACCUUUUCCCGUGCAGCAGCCCCUACCACCGCAUGUCACUGCACCACCCCCCGGCUUAAGAGGAGCACCUGGCACAGAUCUGAUGGAGCUACUAAUCGCUACAUCAUACGGCAUUCCCAAACCCGCACUACCCCACUUCACUUCCGGUAAAGAAUCAGACUUCACCCUUCUCAAGAUGGCUCUGGACAAUCUGCUCAGUUCACACGCCCAUCUUGCAGAACAGUUCAAAUAUCAAGUCCUCCUUGACCAUUUGAAGCUCCCAAGCGCCUAUAAACUCGCCCAAGCUUAUAUGCACGACCCUAAGCCAUACACAUCGGCGCUCCAGGCGCUUCAGGAUAAAUACGGCCAGCCACGACAGCUUGUACAGAGUGAACUGGGUGCCAUAUUGAAUCUACCACCAAUCAGGUAUGGAGAUCCAGAAGCAUUUGACGACUUUGUUCUGUCAGUACAAGCUUUAGUGGGCAUGCUUCGUUCCCUGGAGGGUGAGAAUGGCUACGAACUGAGAUGUGGCUCUCACGUUGACCGGCUGCUCAGCAAACUACCCGCCAACUACCGAGAUAGUUUCAUCGAGUACAGCAUCAGCCACAACAUCCUAAGAACUGGUACAGAUAAGACCUACACUCUUAUCGACUUCUCAGCCUGGCUCCAACUCAAGUCACAAGCUAAACGCAUCUCUACCAGGGCAGCGCUCAUGUUCCAAGAUCCGCCAAAGCCCCAGAAGAAACACCCAUCCAACGUGUACUACAACACAGAGAGCCAAGCCAGACUGACUCCUCCCAAUCCAGCCAGUAGCACCACUCCCAAGGCUAACCCUAGCUUCAAGCCAUACUGCCCCUACUGCGACAACAGAGAGCACUACCUCAGCCUGUGCCCAAAGUUCAAAGCACUCUCCACGGCAGACGUUUCUGCAUGGAUCAAAGGCCGAAGCUGUUGGAGAUGUGGACGAAAUCAUCCACCUGAGGCAUGCACUCUGAAGAAACCCUGCCACACUUGCAAGCAGUUACACCUCACAGUGCUGCAUGAAGUAAGCCAGCCCGAGCCGAAGCGGGUUCUAAUGGUCAGCACGUCCCCAGACACCAUCUACGUUGACCGUCCAAGCCGUCCACAACGAGUCAUGCUUAAGCUAGUAAAGUUACGCCUAUACAACGCUGAGCACUCACUGGAAGGGUUUGCCAUCCUUGACGACGGAUCCGAGAGCACACUCAUUAUGCCCUCUGCAGUCCGACACCUCCACCUAACCACCGAACCAGAGAGUCUUCCUCUACGCACCGUUCACCAUGAAGUGAUCCACCUGCAAGACUUCAAAGAUCCUCCUGCAGACUACAAAGGUCCUCCUGCAGACUACAAAGAUCCUUCUGCAGACUACAAAGGUCCUCCUGCAGACUACAAAGAUCCUUCUGCAGACUACAAAGGUCCUCCUGCAGACUACAAAGACCCGGGUUGGUUCUGA
Knipowitschia caucasica is the source of this 2427-nucleotide messenger RNA. NCBI's taxonomy places the organism in Eukaryota, Metazoa, Chordata, Actinopteri, Gobiiformes, Gobiidae. The record is from the annotation of a GenBank genome assembly.